Messenger RNA from Heterotrigona itama, 834 nucleotides. Lineage: Eukaryota; Metazoa; Arthropoda; Insecta; Hymenoptera; Apidae. The record is from the annotation of a GenBank genome assembly.
AUGCUUGCAUUUAAAUGCCAGCUGACACCUCUGAACGAUGAUGUCUGUAUAAAAGCAGUUCCCUGCUGCGACUGUGAAAAGACUAUAUAUCUGCGAAUCAGCAUAAAAAUGACGUGACUCUAAUAAUGGCGAACUUCUAAUGAUAAUUUUUAAUCCUUUGAACAAGUGGAAAAUAUGAAUUAAAAUGAAACAUAUUAGAAUUAAGAAACCUAACUGUAGCAUAAUUUUCUACUUACAUAAAAAAGAUAUAACAAAAUAUUUUUUAUAUAAUUAUUCUCUUUCGUAUCAAGAACAUUUUCCAAAGCAAAAGAAAUAAUAAUCGGUUUCGUGUAGUAUAAUUUGAUGGUUUGAAAAAAUUAUAAAUGGUUAAAAAUUUUUACAAAAGUUAUUUAAAAUGGCCUCGCAUCAAUUCCACACAUAUAACAAAAAUUUAGAUGGCGUUGAAUUCUUUAGCAAUUUAUCAACAAUACCGAAAUUAAUUUUAUCAAUUUAUGAAACCAAUCAAAAAUUGUUCUUUCUUGAGCUGAGGAAACUUUCUCAAUGUAAAGAAAUUGUAAUUACCAUAGUUGCUUAUAUUUCACGCAACAUGAAGUUUUAAUUUUACCAAAAAUUAUUUUUCCACGAACUGAAGAAAUUUCUCGCUAGCAAGAGAAAGAAAACAAAAUUGUAAUGACCUAAAUAAAAUCUAACAACUGGAAGAUUUCCAUCAACGAAAUAUAAAAUUUGUAAAAUUUUGAUACAAGACCAAAGGAAUUAUUCUUUCUCAAGUUAGAAACCGAUUUUUUUCUCCCGAAAGCAGGAGAUCCACAAAUUUCGAAGGUUGCAAAGCCAUAG